This is a messenger RNA of Fonsecaea erecta, 936 nucleotides long. RefSeq lists its product as hypothetical. The transcript has 3 exons. NCBI's taxonomy places the organism in Eukaryota, Fungi, Ascomycota, Eurotiomycetes, Chaetothyriales, Herpotrichiellaceae. Bases 1 to 936 code for a protein of 311 amino acids. The record is from RefSeq and is a predicted model, not a curated record.
AUGUGCCGCCUCUGCGGCCGCGUGGUCAAAUGCAUCUUUGAUUCGAUGCCCUCGAGGGUGCCCUCGUCGUCGUCGGUGCCGAGACUCAGCAACAGCAGCAGAUCUCUACACCAUCCUCCCCAGACACGAUCCCACCACCACCACCGCCACGUCUCGUCACGCACCCUCGUCCAGAGCGCCCUGAACAUCCCUACCAAGCCCCUCGGUGUUGCAGCUGUAGGUGUACCGCCGCCGUCAUUUCUCCUCCCGUUCCGCGCACGCCUGCACCAGGCCCGCACCCUACAGUCGGCCACGACACCCGUGUCGCAGUUUCAGAAUACGCCGCCCGAGACCAUCAUCCCUCCCCCCAGCUACCCUCCGGGGGACAGGACGACGAACCCACAGACACCGUCCCCUUCCUCCUCCCCACUGGCGGCGGCUGCUGCUGCUGCUACAGAUACAGUUCCCACGACGACGAUAACAUCGGUACCACCGCCCCUCGCCCGUCCGCUGGUGCUCUCGCGCUCGCUGCAGACGCUGCUCCCGAAGCUACACGCCCAGACGCCGCACUACGUAGUGGCGCACGUGCACCGGUUCCCGUACCUGGUCACGGCGGGCGACGUGGUGCGGCUGCCGUUCCACAUGAAGGGCGUGGCGCCGGGGGACGUGCUACGGCUCAACCGGGCCAGCGUGCUCGGGUCGCGCGACUACACGCUGAAAGCCGGCACGGCGGCCCGGCUGUUCGAGUGCCGCGUGCGCGUGCUCGGCGUCGAGACCCAGCCCAUGACCCUCACCGAGAAGAAGAAGCGCCGCAACCGCCACCGUAAGAUCGUCCGCAGCAAGCACCGCUACACCCUGUGCCGCGUCAUGCAGGUCCGCGUCAAGUCGCUCGACGAGCUGCUCCGCGCCGAGAAGGGGGCCGUGCUCCUGGAGGGCGGGUCACAGGAGGAGAAUUAG